This is a messenger RNA of Alligator sinensis (Chinese alligator), 2257 nucleotides long. It is a transcript of the gene DYNC1LI1, whose product is annotated as dynein cytoplasmic 1 light intermediate chain 1. Gene Ontology annotation, cellular component: cytoplasmic dynein complex; centrosome. The record is from RefSeq and is a predicted model, not a curated record. Gene Ontology annotation, molecular function: dynein heavy chain binding. NCBI's taxonomy places the organism in Eukaryota, Metazoa, Chordata, Crocodylia, Alligatoridae. Bases 1 to 1413 code for a protein of 470 amino acids. Gene Ontology annotation, biological process: microtubule cytoskeleton organization; microtubule-based movement. The transcript has 12 exons.
AUGCAAGAAAAAGCAACUUCAGCUCCCAAAGUUUUCUCUGUUUCAGUUGCAGGGGAAGAUGGAGCAGGCAAAACUAGUCUAAUAGGAAAAAUUCAAGGAAUAGAAGAAUACAAGAAAGGAAGAGGAAUGGAAUAUCUAUAUUUAAAUGUGCAUGAUGAAGAUAGAGAUGAUCAAACAAGAUGCAAUGUGUGGAUCUUGGAUGGUGACCUAUAUCAUAAAGGCCUCCUUAAAUUUGCAGUGGAGGCUAGCUCUCUAAAGGACACUCUGAUUAUGUUGGUGGUUGACAUGUCUAGGCCUUGGACUGCAUUGGAUUCUUUACAUAAAUGGGCGAGUGUUGUAAGAGAGCAUAUUGACAAAUUAAAAAUUCCUCCUGAAGAAAUUAAAGAAAUGGAACAAAAGUUGGUAAGAGACUUCCAGGAAUAUAUAGAACCAGGAGAGGACUUUCCAGCUUCUCCACAGAGAAGAAAUACUUCGUUACAGGAAGACAAAGAUGACAGCGUGAUUUUACCUCUGGGUGCAGAUACAUUAACAUGCAAUUUAGGCAUUCCAGUAGUAAUAGUUUGUACAAAGUGUGAUGCCAUUAGUGUCCUGGAAAAAGAACAUGAUUACAGAGAUGAGCACUUCGACUUCAUUCAGUCACAUAUUCGACGGUUUUGUUUACAGUAUGGGGCAGCACUCAUUUACACUUCAGUAAAGGAAAAUAAAAAUACUGAUUUAGUGUAUAAAUAUAUAGUUCAGAAAUUAUAUGGAUUUCCUUUUAAUGUACCAGCUGUUGUUGUGGAAAAAGAUGCAGUAUUUAUUCCUGCAGGGUGGGAUAAUGACAAGAAGAUAGGAAUAUUACAUGAGAACUUUCAGACACUAAAAGCAGAUGACAGUUUUGAAGAUAUAAUAACAAAGCCUCCUGUCAGAAAGUUUGUUCACGAGAAAGAAAUAGUAGCAGAAGAUGACCAAGUGUUUCUUAUGAAGCAACAGUCUCAACUAGCAAAACAACCACCGACUGCAGCUGGAAGGCCAGUGGAUGCCUCGCCAAGAGUUCCCGGAGGAUCUCCUAGGACCCCAAACAGAUCUGUAACAUCCAAUGUUGCCAGCGUUACACCUAUUCCUACUGGGUCAAAAAAAAUUGAUCCUAACAUGAAAGCUGGAGCCACAAGUGAAGGAGUCCUUGCAAACUUCUUCAACAGUUUAUUGAGUAAAAAAACUGGUUCUCCAGGAAGUCCAGGCGUUGGUGGUGGUAGCCCUGGAGGAGGAGGGGGUACUGGAGUUGCUGGCAGCAAUUUACCAGCCUCAGCAAAAAAAUCAGGCCAAAAGCCAGUCUUAACAGAUGUUCAGGCAGAAUUAGACAGAAUUUCACGAAAACCUGAACUGGUCUCUCCUACAACACCUACGUCCCCUACAGAAGGUGAAGCAUCUUGAAGACACCAAAUAAAGCCAUUUAUUCUGUUUCUUUUCUGGGAUAAUUCAAACUUGCCUCUGCCUCUUCCUUCAGUGACUGGAACUAAGGAGCUGAAAUUCCUUUUUUCAGAGAAGGACAAACAAUUAUCUUGAUCUUGUAUGUUGCCCAACUUCACAAAAGGGAGCUGUACAGAUGGGGAAAAAUACCACACCGUGUUGGACUACUGUUAACAGUGCAAUUUGACAAAGAAUUAGCUAAUUCCUGAAUUUUGUUGAAAAGUCUAUGUAAUUCUGUAAUAUUGCAAGUAUGUCCACUUAAUCAUAUACUGUUUAAAGGCUGUCUAGAGUUGGAAAAUGGAUAUGCAGCAUGGGCACUUAAUUUAUAUUGGUAUCCCAAACUAUUCUAGUUGAGUUUAAUGCAAUCUUAAACAGAUUUAACUUCUUAGGGGGAGAACUAGUUUUGCUGGAAAGGAAGAUAAUCAUUUGUUAUAAUUUUGCGCACCAGCAAUAAAUUAAGUAAAAAUUUUAAUACUUCAUUUGGAAUAUGGCUGCAAAUGUAUUUGAUCUCAUGUGAGAUUUAUGCAGCAUCCAAAAAUUUUGGCUAAACUUCCGUUCAAGAAUAAUUUUUUUAAGUAUUGGCCAGCUUAUGGGUUUGUUUAUUUUAUAAUUUCCGACACCGAAUAAAAGAUGUAUAAAGAGAAAAGCAGAGGUUAAAUGUACAGAUUAUCAGUAUCCUGAUUUUUGUCUAUAAUAUAUAUGGCUCAGCCUUAACAUCCCCCUUGUUUCCCACACAAGCUAUGGUUUUUAAAAUCAGUCAUCAAAACUGUAAUUGGUUAAUAAAGUAUUCUCUGCAUUCAAAUUUCAA